This is a messenger RNA of Fopius arisanus, 517 nucleotides long. It is a transcript of the gene IFT20, whose product is annotated as intraflagellar transport 20. NCBI's taxonomy places the organism in Eukaryota, Metazoa, Arthropoda, Insecta, Hymenoptera, Braconidae. The record is from RefSeq and is a predicted model, not a curated record. The transcript is spliced from 3 exons. Gene Ontology annotation, cellular component: intraciliary transport particle B; cilium; centrosome. Gene Ontology annotation, biological process: intraciliary transport; protein localization to cilium; centrosome localization. The coding region runs from base 25 to 417 and encodes 130 amino acids.
UGAUUUUUGGAGGGUUCAUGUAAAAUGGCGGAUUCGUUGGCUAAGUAUGGGCUGUACGUUGAUGAUUUCAGUAAAAUUAGGAUUUUGGAACCAGAGGUGGCUGGGCAGAGCGAAAAAUUGAGGGUUGAGUGUCAUGGAUUCGUCUCCAAGAUAACAGAGUUCAAAAAAAAUUCCGAUGAGUUCAUUGAGAUGCUUGACAGUCUCGCGAAUGAAGUUGAACGAGAAAAAAUGAGGACUAUAGGUGCUAGAAAUCUUCUGCGUUCAGUAUCGAAGCAGCGAGAGGCCCAGAAGCAAAAAAUUCAGGCCUUGAUCAACGAAAAAACAAUGGAACUGGAACGUUUGAGGAUUCAGUACGACUCAUUGCGAAGAAUCGAGCAGGAACAGUUGGAGACAAUCGAGCAUUUAACAGUUAAUUAAUUUUUUCUUCUUUUAUUUCAUUUCUAAUUUGCGGAAACAGUUGGUUGUGGUGAAUUAAUGUCGAUAAGACUGAAAAUUAAAAAUUUGUAGAGAUUUCGAA